Molecule: messenger RNA, 1136 nt
Organism: Daphnia pulicaria
Lineage: Eukaryota; Metazoa; Arthropoda; Branchiopoda; Diplostraca; Daphniidae
Exons: 4
Coding region: 105-701 (198 amino acids)
Source: RefSeq, a predicted model, not a curated record
ACUUCCCAACAAACCAAUUCAAACAGCAGAAACUUCUCGCUGCUGUCUGGUGUUUCGUGGCUUUUGUCUUCGUCAACAUCUACAAUUCCACUUUGACUUCAUACAUGUCAGUGAGAUACCAAAAACCUGUUGUUAAUUCAUUUCAUGAUUUGGCGGCCAUCCCGUCCUACCAGGCGACUAUACUAACUGGAUCCAUCCAAGAUAUGGACUUGCUGGAAACAAAUCUCGAGUAUAUGAAAGUCAUCUACGAAAAAAUCAAGAAAUGCUCAUCGGAUUGCAGGAAAUUCACCUUUCAGGAAAUGGUUAAUCCUGUUGUACAGAAGGACAACUACGUUUCGAUAAUACCAUGGAGAGUUGGCAAUUCGUAUUUGGAAAAAUACAACGCGAAAAAAUGCCAAUUAGCUAUGGCGUACGAAAGAACUUCGUGGAAGCCCAUGUUUUUUGCAGUCCCAAAGUCCAGUCCGUACAUUGAGGAAAUUAAUCGAGAGGCCAUGUGGUUCAUAGAUGUGGGACUUAACAUGUAUAACAAGACACCCAAAAAACUGUGCCAGUUGAAUUACAACAGUAACGGCGUGUCGAGCAAGACAUUUAGCAGCCGUAUGAUAUUGGAGCAGUUCUACUUACCAUUCCUCAUUCUUUUCGGUGGCUACUUUUUGGCUUUUAUUCAGUUCUGUCGGGAAAAGCUAUACCCAAUUCGUUAAUGGUAUCCAAUUAGUUAUAACUGAGGAAUAUUCUUUAAAAAAAAACUCGAGUUUAGGUUAUAAUCAUAGUAUACACGACGCAAUUUAUUAAAUACACGAGCAAGCUGACGGAAACGGUUUUACAUCAUGUAAUGAAGUAUAAAACUUGUUUCAUUUUACUCGAUUAGAGCUUAUUGUAUUAUUUAUAGUUGAAACAUCUGAAAUAUCGUCCGGAUUAGAAUUUACGUUAUAAAACACUAUUACCACUGCAGAUUUUAUAACUCGAACAUUAAUAUUCGUGAUUUAUUUAUUUGUCUAACUCCGUGUCUCUCUAAGAUUCCUUGUUGAUCACCUUGCGAGAUUGGCGUUUGAUUAAUAAAAAUAACACCUUAUAUUGUUUGGGUUUUACCGAGUCCAAUGGAUGCAAGAUAUCCUUUCAAAAUGAUCUAAUUACGG